Molecule: messenger RNA, 1608 nt
Organism: Chondrus crispus (carragheen)
Lineage: Eukaryota; Rhodophyta; Florideophyceae; Gigartinales; Gigartinaceae
Exons: 1
Coding region: 1-1608 (535 amino acids)
Source: RefSeq, a predicted model, not a curated record
AUGUCCACCCACCCCCCUUCUUUCGUAUCAUCUCCCACACCAUCCCCAACCAUGGUCCAACUUCCCUUCAGCACCCCCGUCGCCAACGUCCUCCGCUUUCUCGUCAUCGAGUAUCUCAUCAUCAAGCUUCUCCACUACUGUAUCGAAGGCUUAUCCUCCCUCAUCGCCAAAAACCGUCUCCGACGCGGCGAAAACGUCCAAAUCGCUGACGGACUAAUCACAUUCUUCCACGUCCCCUAUCGCCUUCGCGAGCGCAAACUCUUCCACUUUUUUUUCCCAUGGGUUAUCGUCAUCCUCCUCAACGCCUUCCUUAUUUCUGUAGAGUUUGGCUUUUCCAGCACUCAGGAGCUCAAGAACCUUCCCCCCCUCGAAAUAACUACCUCCCAGGAGAUGCCCCCACCCACUCUGACCGCCUCCCGUUCAAUGCAAGGCGUCUCGCCCCGCCGAUGGAUCGACAGGCUUGCGCGCUUGCAGACCGCCUGCGUUCAAAGGCAAGAGAAACACCGCCUUCGCAUUUAUGCAUCCGCAGGCUUCAUAACAGACGAGUUCGUCCGCAACGACUCGGCCUUGUUUUUCAGUGCCAAGCCCACAUGUGCUGAUGACGGCGAGUUCAAGCCCAAACUUCCGGCAGUCCUUUUUGACGUGUCCUAUUCGGGUUUGGACGACGUUGAGGAACCGUUCAGUUUUGCAUUCGCCAACCUCACCGUCAAUGAAAUUCUCGAUGUUAAUCUCGGUUUUCGCGACGAAGAUGUGGAUAUGCAAGUCUCUGGCGAACUAGAUUUGUCUCAGGGCUAUUAUAACCAGGGGGACUUUGUUAAAUCCGUUUCCGGGGUGUGCACCGUGGACCGUAACGCUGACCUGUUAGAUCCUAAAGAUAGCCCGCAUGUGUAUUGCUACCUCACUGACGGUCAGGACUACCGCUUCAUCGUACCGGGAUUCAUGGUACUUUCUACGUAUGACGGAAAGCUGCGCGAGAUGGAGGCUGGCGACCGUCUUCGAGUCUUUGGCUGGGAUGGGGUUUUCCGGGCAAAAUUCCUUCCGGAUCUCGAUGAUGACCGAGGCGAGGCCAUGGACGGAGACCACCUGGCGGCGAUCAAGACCUUUGCCGUUUCGUAUGGAACAAGGGGAAGGUUGACGUACGCGACGAUGUCGCUAGCGCUCUCGCCGGCGAUACGAACGUUUAGCGGGGCGACGCUGUAUGGUAUCACACAACUGGAGAGAAGGGACGUUUUGAGGGUGGAGAGUCAAGAACCUGUUCGUGGGCCUGAGCGGGCUGAGGUGAGUUCUUGGGCUUUGGUGGUGCUUUGCGUGCUGGUCGCCCUGACGGGAGCCGGAGCGGCAGCAUUAUCUUUGAUGAAGAGGCGGACGAGGACGGAAGGGGUGCCCGUGACCUAUAGUAGCUUGGCAGCAAAGAUGAUGGAGAGGUUGGACAUCCGGGACGCAGCGGGGCUGACUUGCACGGCACUGGACGAUGGGAGCGGGGUUCGGAGAGUGGCAUUUGUGGAAGAUAUGGCUGCGGGCAAGGGGGGUAGUAGCGAGGGCAAGGGGGGUAGUAGCGAGGGCAUGGGUAGUAGCGAGGGCAUGGGUAGUGACCCGCGAUUUCAUUGA